GGGCCUUCGGAUCGGUCUGACUGGUGAGUGGUCUGAGUGCAGUGGGGCUCUCUCUACUGGCGUCUCUCUUCUUUCCCUCGUUAUUUUUCAUUCAGUUAUGUUUUGGAGCCGAGUUGAAGCUGAAAGGAGUGAUGAUACGCUCGGCAGUAUCUCCAACAACUUUCUAGAGACACUGGAAAUUCGCAGAAACAUUUAACCUGCCAUCAUUGGAGUUUUUACUGUCUGUCUCCAAAAGGGCGCAUCCACUGCAGUUCAUUCGGACUGGACAGUUUGUUCUACUGAGAUUCUCAUGAUUUGUUGCUGCAAAAAUGAGGAUCACACGCAAGUGUCUGGGCAACAUCACCAAGAUGUUAGAUUUCUACUCGCAGUUCAACCCCUCUCCAUUGUCCAUCAAACAGUUCAUCGAUUUUGGAAUGAGCGCCUGCGAGAGAAAAUCCUUCAUUUUCUUACGAAAGGAACUCCCUGUGAGACUUGCCAACAUCAUGAAGGAGAUUCAUCUUCUGCCGGAUCAUCUGUUGAGAAUGCCCAGUGUCGGGGUAGUUAACAAUUUAUACGUCACUUCUUUCGAGGAGAUCAUUCACUUUGAGAAGUCGGAGAUCAACGAGAGCACCUUGGACAAAUUUUGUCAAGCUCUCGUUAAAAUUCGCAAUCGUCACAGUGACGUGGUGGAAGUGAUGGCCAAGGGCAUUCUCGAGCUUAAAGAGUCCCACGACGUCGAUGGACAGAUGGAGAACAGUAUACAGUAUUUCCUAGAUCGAUUUUUCAUGUCCAGAGUGUCGAUCAGAAUGCUCAUCAACCAGCACACAAUACUCUUCGGAGGAGCACUCAAUGGCAACGAGAGACACGUGGGCUGCAUCGAUCCUUGGUGUGACGUCAUAGGUGUCGUUAAAGAUGCUUACGAGAAUGCGCGAUUUCUGUGUGAUCAAUAUUAUCUGGCCAGUCCUGAAUUAAUUGUUAAACAGCAUAAUGAGCUCGAUCGCGGAAACGAGAUAAGGAUAGUUUACGUUCCCAGUCACCUUUAUCACAUGCUCUUCGAACUCUUUAAAAACAGCAUGAGAGCAGUGAUGGAACAUCAUGGUUCAGAUGCGGAUUAUCCACCCGUGGAAGUAACUCUGGUCAGGGGCAAGGAGGAUAUUUGUCUGAAGAUGUCAGAUCAAGGGGGAGGCAUUCCACGUUCUCAGAUGGAUCACCUGUUUAAAUACAUGUAUAGCACUGCCCCGCAACCCAGCAAAUCUGAUGCACACACUGUGCCCCUGGCUGGUUAUGGUUAUGGGCUUCCAUUAUCAAGAUUGUACGCAAGGUAUUUCCAUGGAGACCUCGUUGUUCUGAGUUGCGAGGGCUAUGGCACGGAUGCUGUGAUUUAUCUCAAGGCGCUUUCGAAUGAAGCUAACGAGCUAUUACCGAUAUUCAACAAGACUUCAACCAAGUUCUACCGAACUCCCCUGCCGACUGCUGACUGGAGUAGCUCCUGUGGCACCGGAAUGGCCACCAGGCAGCUCAGCAUGAGCCCCAAAAACGUGAAAACCCUCGCCAGACCCUGCUAGCACAACCCAGACAGCUCGGAACAACAUUGAUUCAUUCACAUUGCAAUCAUAUUCUAUUUAUCUUGCUUUUCUUUUCCACUGUCCAGUUCAAGCAAGUCGAAUUUUCUUUUAAUUCUCUGAGGAAAUCACUGACGAUUCGUAUCACUGAUCUUACGAUAUUUUUCUUUACAGCUCUGCGCUUUUUAAAACGAGUGUUUUCAUUCAAGAAUUUUUAAUUUGACGUGACCAUCGAGCAAUUUCUUGAGAUAAUGUGUACUUUUACGGCGGAAUUGAUUGAAAAAAAAUAAUUUUCGUGAAAUCUCAGAUCUGAGAAAAUUACAAAAAUUCAAAACUGUGAUUAUUUAUCAUAUUAGAGGAGAUGACCGAGUUUCAAAAGCCGUGAACUAUUAAAAUAAGAUUUCCCAAUUGAUAACAAUUAGUCGGAAAAUAUUUGUUUAUGUUUCAUUUCACAACGGAAUAAAUUCGUGGAAAAAUAGACUGAAUACCUGGCUAAUUCCCCUUUUUUCUUUUAUAUUUAUAUUAUUUGUUCGAUUCGGCCAGAAAAGUAGCUCUGUAAAUACUUACAGUAUAUAAAUGAUAGAUAUAAUUAUUAGAGAUUCAUUUGUCCGGCUAUUUUGCAUGAAUAGUGAAAUUUUCUGUUAAAAAAAAACAAUGAAAAUAGCUGUAGUACAGUCGAAUUCCGAAAAACUGACACCUAACUAUUAUUUGAUGCAUCUCAAGUAAAGAAAAAAAGUUUGCAGACCAAAAAUUGAAGGCCUUGGGCUGUUGUUUUCCACGAAAUUUUUAUAAUAAUUAUUUAUUUUUAACCAUAUAUAUAUGAUCGAUAUUGAGGAUUUGAGAAAUCUCGCUCUAGUACUUCGAAAUUGUGAAAACUCAUUACAUUUUCCCUCUAAAUCAGCCGAACUGAUUUAAAUGAGGUGAGUCAUUAUUUAUGGCAUAUUGGGAGAAGGACAAAGGACACGUGUGCGAGUGAUUCACUGCACCAAGUACUCGAUGAUUCAAUUGUCAUGUCUUUGUCAUUUAUACAUCAAACUAUGGUGAAAAGGUAAUAAUAGAGGAAAGAGAAUAAUUGUCGUUUUUUAGCUUUAAUAUUGAAGAUGAAAAUUGCAUAAUAUCGAAAUAAAUAUCAGAAUUAAAUUGUACUGAAUUUACGAAAAGAUUGUGAUUAUGAAAAUGAAUGCAUGAGGAUAUUUGUUUUUAUCAAGUGGUGACACAUGAGUGAUACAAUCGUAUUGAUCAAUAUAAAUAAAAAUAUCAAUUUAAAA
This is a messenger RNA of Fopius arisanus, 2809 nucleotides long. RefSeq names its product pyruvate dehydrogenase kinase (gene Pdk). Gene Ontology annotation, cellular component: mitochondrion. The transcript has 7 exons. The record is from RefSeq and is a predicted model, not a curated record. Gene Ontology annotation, biological process: regulation of glucose metabolic process; protein phosphorylation. The coding region runs from base 309 to 1544 and encodes 411 amino acids. NCBI's taxonomy places the organism in Eukaryota, Metazoa, Arthropoda, Insecta, Hymenoptera, Braconidae. Gene Ontology annotation, molecular function: pyruvate dehydrogenase (acetyl-transferring) kinase activity.